AUGGUUCAAGCUGCAGCUGCAUGUAUAAAUAACGAAGAAUCCCGGAGGCCCAACAUUGAUGAAAUUAUUUCAAUAUUGAGAGGAGCAGAAUCUAAUUCCCCCAACAGGAAGAAGUCUGGCUUCCCUGGUAAUAAUUGUAUUGUCGAUUGCUACUCUCAGUUGCAGCAGACAAAAAACAAAAUGAAGACUCAUUUAGCAUUGGCCAUGCUAGGAGUUUCAGAGCUUAAGGACAACGAUCACCUAUACUGUCGAUGUAAUGGAAACAAUUCGAACAAUCUAAUUUUCUCCCCCUAUUUUAAUUGUGUGUCUGUCUUACUUGAAGGGAAGCCCUUGUAG
Messenger RNA from Ilex paraguariensis (yerba mate), 336 nucleotides. The record is from the annotation of a GenBank genome assembly. NCBI's taxonomy places the organism in Eukaryota, Viridiplantae, Streptophyta, Magnoliopsida, Aquifoliales, Aquifoliaceae.